AUGGAAUUGUCUAUGCGGUGGAUCUGGGUUCUCUUCAAUUUGCCUCUCUUGGGAUGUUUCGAUUUACAUCUCUCGGACACUUUACAUUCUGGGGCCAUUUUGGCCAAUUUGACCCUUGGAUCUAGUUGGACAUACAAAAUUGACAGGACUUUAACUUCCAGACACAUUCGGAACUUUUUAAAAGUAGAUUGGCAAAAUGGGGUGGUAAGUCUCCUUCGUGAGGUGGACUGUGCGCUCGUCGCAAAGAACCCAGUGCCUCUUUAUAUCAAAAUCAAUUCUUUGACAUCUGAAAGCUCUAUUCUUACAUAUUUUAAUGUGUUUGUACAUGGACAUGGUUGCCUCAUCAAAUACAAAAGAAAGGAUUUCUCUGCCAGGACAGAUAUUUUCAUUGAUUACUACUUGAGAGCAACUUCCUGUUUUUCCUCAGGUAGAUUGCUUGUCAAUGUAGAGGAUCAUUUACCUGCUUUCACGCGGCACAGAAAGUUUUCAGGCUGUAUGUGUGAUGGGAGAGAUCUGAAAAUAGGUUUUCAUAACGGGAGUUUAUUUCUGAAUGACGGUCAGUGUUUUCAACUAAGAGAGCGGGACGAAGUGCCUUGUCUGUGUACGCUUUAUGACUCACCUGGUGACCAAGUCACUGUGCGCGUCAAGUUGCGUUUUUUGACGGUUGAUCGUCUCAAGUCCUCAAAAAACGAGCGUCAUACAUCCAAUUUAAGGGAAAAAAGAAGUGUAAAUUCUGCUCCUCAGUUUCAGUUGCCAAAUUACCACGUAUCCGUUCCAGAGAAUGAACCAGCGGGAACCCGGGUUAUCACACUAAAAGCCACAGAUACAGACAGUGGAGAGGCUGGUAGGAUUGAGUAUGGAAUGGAAGCUUUGUUCGAUAGCAGAUCUAAUGACUUUUUUGCAAUAAACAAACAGACAGGUAGUAUCGAAACUCUGAAACCAUUAGACAGGGAAGUGAAAGACACUCAUGUCUUUAAGGUAACGGCAACAGACAAUGGCACCCCUCGGCGCUCCGCCACAUCUUACCUUACCGUAACUGUUAGUGAUACUAAUGACCACAGUCCUGAAUUCGAGCAGAGUGAGUACAGAGUAAGCAUUCGUGAAAAUGUGGAGGUCGGUUUCGAAGUGAUAACAAUAAGGGCAACCGACGGGGAUGCGCCGUCAAACGCGAACAUGAUCUAUAAGAUUGUGAAUGGCGACGGAGUAAACUCAGGUUUUGAGAUCGAUUCACGAAACGGGCUUGUUAAAAUCAGAGUCCGUCCUGACAGAGAGACUAUGUCUGAGUAUCAGCUAAUAGUAGAGGCUAAUGACCAGGGAAAAGACCCAGGGCCCCGCAGCGCUACCACUAUAGUACACAUCACUGUGGAGGAUGAGAAUGACAACUACCCCCAGUUUAGUGAGAAGAGGUAUGUAGUUCAGGUGCCUGAGAAUGUGGCUAGCAAUACCAAAGUGGCCCAGGUUGAAGCAACUGAUAGAGAUGAGGGCAACAAUGCCAGAGUUCAUUACAGUAUAAUCAGUGGAAAUGUUAAAGGGCAGUUUUACAUUCACUCCCCCACUGGUGAAAUUGAUGUUAUUAAUCCACUUGAUUAUGAGAUGAUAAGAGAAUAUAAUCUACGCAUAAAAGCCCAGGAUGGAGGCAGACCUCCGCUUAUCAAUAGCACAGGAAUGGUGGUUGUGCAGGUGGUGGAUGUUAAUGACAAUGCCCCCAUGUUUGUAAGUACUCCCUUUCAAGCAACUGUGCUGGAGAAUGUGCCCAUAGGAUACUCUGUGAUACAUAUCCAAGCCAUUGAUGCUGACUCCGGCGACAAUGCCCGUUUGGAUUACACACUCACGGAAACUUCUCCCGAUUUCCCAUUCACCAUUAACAACAGUACUGGCUGGAUAACAGUUAGUGCAGAGCUGGACAGAGAGACUACGGAAUAUUACACUUUUGGUGUGGAGGCAAGAGACAAUGGAAUCCCUGUGAUGUCAUCCUCAGCAAGUGUCAGUAUAACAGUUCUGGAUGUGAAUGAUAACGUCCCCACGUUCACGGAGAAAGUGUACUCCCUGAAAAUCAAUGAAGAUGCUGUGGUGGGCACCAGCGUGCUGACGGUGACGGCAGUGGACAGGGACGUGAACAGUGUGGUGACCUAUCAGAUCUCUAGCGGCAACACACGAAACAGGUUUGCCAUCACCUCCCAGAGUGGUGGAGGCCUCAUCACUCUGGCAUUACCACUGGACUACAAGCAGGAGCGGCAGUACGUCCUCACCGUGACGGCCUCAGAUGGCACUCGCUAUGACACGGCGCAGGUCUUUAUCAAUGUCACCGAUGCCAACACACACCGGCCUGUGUUCCAGAGCGCCAACUAUCAGGUAAUGAUAAGCGAAGACCGGCCUAUUGGUUCUACUGUGGUGGUCAUCAGUGCCACGGAUGAAGACACGGGGGAAAAUGCUCGCAUCACAUAUGUCAUGGAGGACAAUGUUCCACAGUUUAAGAUCGACCCCGACAGUGGUGCCAUCACCACACAGAUGGAGAUAGACCACGAGGAUCAGGCCUCUUACACUCUAGCUAUUAUAGCCCGUGACAACGGCAUCCCACAAAAGUCUGACACCACCUAUGUGGAGAUCAUAGUUCUGGAUGCCAAUGAUAACGCCCCAGUGUUUAGCAGAGACAAGUACCAUGGGACUGUUAAUGAAGAUGCCCCUCUCCAGACCAGUGUGUUACAGAUAUCUGCUUCCGAUAGAGACUUUGGAUCUAAUGGGAGGGUAAGCUACACGUUCCAGGGAGGUGAUGAUGGUGAUGGUGACUUCUCAAUUGAGCCAUACUCUGGCAUCAUAAGAACAGCCAGGAAGCUGGACAGAGAAAACGUGCCAGUGUAUAAUCUGAAGGCUUAUGCUGUGGAUAGAGGAGUCCCUCCUCUCAAAGCAGCUGUGGAGAUUCAGGUGUCUGUGCUGGAUAUUAAUGACAACGCUCCAGUGUUUGAGAAGGAUGAGCUGUUCAUCUACGUGAAGGAAAACAGUCCCGUUGACUCAGUUGUGGCCCAGAUCAAAGCCAUGGAUCCGGAUGAGGGCACCAAUGCACAAAUCAUGUAUCAGAUAGUGGAAGGGAACGUUCCAGAGGUCUUUGACUUGGAUAUUUUCACAGGGGACCUAAAGGCGCUCAUAGAUUUAGACUAUGAGGCCAAAACGGAGUAUGUGAUCGUUGUCCAGGCUACAUCUGCCCCACUGGUUAGUAGAGCAACUGUGCACAUUCGCUUGGUUGACGUGAAUGACAAUGAGCCUGUCCUAAAGGAUUUUGAGAUAAUUUUUAACAACUAUGUCACCAAUAAGUCAAAUAGCUUCCCUUCAGGAGUAAUAGGGAAGAUUCCCGCACAUGAUCCAGAUGUGUCAGAUAAACUAAAAUACCGUUUUGUGUUGGGAAAUGAGCUUAGUUUGCUGAUCCUUAAUGAGGAUACUGGAGAGCUGAAGCUGAGCAAAGACCUGGACAAUAACAGACCCCUGGAAGCAUUGAUGAAAGUGUCUGUUACAGAUGGGCUCCACAGUGUGAUGGCGAUGUGCACUCUACGUGUUACCAUCAUCACCGAUGAAAUGUUGACCAACAGCAUCACGGUGCGUCUAGAGAACAUGUCACAGGAGCGCUUCCUCUCCCCGCUGCUGUCGCUCUUCAUGGAGGGUGUAGCCGCUGUGCUCUCCACCAGUCGCGACGGUGUCUUCAUUUUCAACAUUCAGAACGAUACAGAUGUGCGUGGCAGCAUCCUGAACGUCACCUUCUCAGCCCGGCAACCUGGUGGCGGCCAUGCCCGAUACUUCCCCUCUGAAGAUCUGCAGGAGCAGAUCUACCUGAACCGCACUCUGCUGCGCCUCAUCUCCAACCAGCACGUGCUGCCCUUUGACGACAACAUCUGCCUGCGGGAACCCUGUGAGAACUACAUGAAGUGCGUCUCCGUGCUCAAGUUUGACAGCUCUCCGCCCUUCAUCGCCUCGGACACCGUGCUCUUCAGACCCAUCCACCCCAUCAACGGCCUGCGCUGCCGCUGUCCGGCUGGUUUCACUGGUGACUACUGUGAGACGGAGAUCGACCUGUGCUACUCAGGGCCCUGCCGCAAUAACGGACGCUGCCGCAGUCGUGAGGGUGGCUACACCUGCGAGUGUCAGGACGAUUUCACAGGUGAACACUGUGAGGUAGACGCCCGGUCAGGACGCUGCGUGCCUGGUGUGUGUAAGAACGGAGGGAAGUGCGUGGACCUGCUUGUAGGCGGAUUUAUGUGCCAGUGCCCAAAAGGAGAAUAUGAGAAGCCUUACUGUGAGAUGACUACACGCAGUUUCCCUGGCCAGUCCUUUGUCACCUUCAGAGGCCUGAGGCAGAGGUUCCACUUCACCGUCUCCUUUAUGUUUGCCACUCGUGAGAGGAACGCUCUGCUUCUGUACAACGGGCGCUUUAAUGAGAAACAUGACUUUAUUGCUGUGGAGAUCAUCGAGGAACAAAUCCAGCUCACUUUCUCUGCGGGGGAAUCUAAAACCACUGUGGCGCCGCAUGUUCCUGGUGGGGUGAGCGAUGGCCAGUGGCACUCUGUUCAGCUUCACUACUACAACAAGCCUAACAUUGGUCGGCUGGGAGUUCCUCAUGGACCUUCAGGUGAGAAAGUGGCAGUUGUAGCCGUGGAUGACUGUGACAUUGCCAUGGCUGUACGCUUUGGCAGUCAGAUUGGGAACUACUCCUGUGCGGCACAGGGCACUCAAACUGGGCAGAAGAAGUCACUGGACCUCACUGGGCCACUGCUGCUGGGCGGGGUGCCCAAUCUGCCAGAGGACUUUCCUGUACGAAAUCGUGACUUUGUUGGCUGCAUGAGGAACCUAACCAUAGACAGCAAGCCCAUAGACAUGGCAAGUUUCAUUGCCAAUAAUGGCACUACAGAGGGCUGUCCGGCGAAGAAGGACUUCUGUACCAAGGACGUGUGUAAGAACGGAGGCCAGUGUGAGAAUAAGUGGAACACCUACUCAUGUGACUGUCCACGGGGCCUCGGAGGAAAGAACUGUGAACAAGACAUGCCAUCUCUCCAGCAUUUCGGUGGCCAGGCCAUGGUGUUGUGGAAUGACACAGACAUCACCAUCGCUGUGCCCUGGUACAUUGGCCUGAUGUUCCGCACCAGGCAGAGCAGCGGGACUCUCAUGCAGGCAAAUGCAGGGGAUGCUUCCAAAAUCAACCUCCUGAUACAUAACAAGCAGUUGCUCUUUGAAGUUCUCCUGGGAAAACAGCGUGUGGCAUUUCUGGAGUUUCCGGAGGUGCGAGUGAAUGAUGGAGAAUGGCACCAUGUCCUAGUGGAACUGAAGAGCAGUAAAGAGGGCAAAGACAUAAAGUACAUAGCACAAGUGUUUCUGGAUUAUGACAUGUACCAGAGGGCAGUGGAAAUUGGAAAUGAGCUUCCAGGACAGAGGAUAAGAAGUCUCUUUCUGGGUGGGCUGCCUGCAGACAGUAAUCGUGUCCAAAAGGGCUUUAAGGGCUGCAUGCAGGGAGUACGGAUGGGAGAGACAGCCACCAACACAGCUAACAUAGACAUGCAACGGGGCUUCAAGAUCCGUGUGGAGGAGGGUUGUGACCUGCCUGACCCCUGUGACUCUAACAUAUGUCCUGAGAACAGCCAUUGCAGUGAUGAAUGGAGUACACACACCUGUGUCUGUGAUCCAGGGUUUUUUGGUAAAGCGUGUGUGGAUGCCUGUCAUCUUAACCCUUGUGAGCACGUGUCCACUUGUGUCCGCAAACCCAGCUCCUCCCACGGUUACACGUGUGAAUGUGGACAGAACUACUACGGACAGUACUGUGAGAACAAGGUGGAGAAGCCCUGUCCUCGAGGUUGGUGGGGGAGCCCCAUGUGUGGCCCAUGCAACUGUGAUAUCAGCAAAGGCUUCAAUGCAGACUGCAACAAGACCACAGGGGAGUGUCGUUGCAAGGAUAACUACUACCGCCCAAAAGAUGGUGACACCUGCUACCCUUGUGAUUGUUUUCCAUCGGGCUCCAAGUCCCGUACCUGUGAUGUCCACACAGGCCAGUGCCCAUGCAAAACAGGCGUGAUUGGGCGGCAGUGUAAUCGCUGUGACAACCCCUUUGCAGAGGUUACCAACAGCGGCUGUGAGGUUGUUUAUGGCGUAUGCCCCAAGGCCUUUGACGAUGGAAUUUGGUGGCCCAGAACCAACUUUGGGCGCCCUGCUGCUAUGAACUGUCCCAAAGGAUCCAUUGGCACAGCUAUCAGACACUGCAGUGAUGAGAAAGGAUGGCUUCCUCCAGACCUCUUCAACUGUACCACUAUCACCUUCUCUCAGCUGAAGAAAAUGAAUGAUGAGAUGCUCCACAAUGAAACCAGGAUGGAUGGUCAGAAGUCAAAGGAAAUCGCUCGUAUGCUGCAGAAUGCCACAAACAACACCGUCUCUCUUUAUGGCAACGAUGUGAAGACGACAUUUCAUCUCAUUUCCCGUGUGCUGCACUAUGAAAGUCAGCAGCAGGGCUUUGAUCUGACAGCCACACGUGAUGCAGACUUCAAUGAGAACCUAAUAAGGGCAGGCAGUGUCAUUCUGGACCCAAAGAACAAAGUGCACUGGGAUCACAUACAAAGGACAGAGGGGGGCACAGCACACCUGCUCCACCACUUUGAGGAGUACGCCAACACUGUGGCCCAGAACAUUAGGAAGACGUACCUGAAACCUUUUGUUAUUGUCACAGAAAACAUGAUUCUGGCAGUUGACUACCUGAACUCCUCCAGACCAGAGAGUUCAAAUAUCCCCCGCUUCCAAGAGAUCCUGGAAGAGUACCCCAAAGACCUGAAGUCCUCAGUUGUAUUUCCAGAGUUCACCUUCAAACCUCUGAAGCAGAAAGUGAUUCCUACAAAUGAGCCAGAGACUCAGAGCAGCUCCACUGGAGAAGACCACACUCAGACACACAGGAAGAAGCGUACUGUUGACAGUCCCUCUCCUUAUCCCGUUGCCGUGGUGAUCAUCUACAGGUCUCUGGGCCAGCUCUUACCUGAGCAGUAUGACCCUGAUCGGCGUAGUCUGAGGCUCCCCAACCGUCCUGUCAUCAACACACCCAUCGUCAGCACGAUGGUCUACACUGAGGGAGAGCCCCUCCCCAGCCCCCUGGAGAAGCCAAUCACUCUGAACUAUAAUCUGUUAGAGACAGAGGAGAGGACCAAACCUGUGUGUGUGUUCUGGAAUCACUCCAUCGCCAUUGGGGGCACUGGUGGUUGGUCCUCAAAAGGCUGUGAACUGGUCUCCAGAAAUUCGACACAUAUCAGCUGCCAAUGUAAUCACAUGACUAGCUUUGCUGUACUCAUGGACGUCUCAAAGAGAGAGCAUGGAGAUGUUCUGCCUCUGAAAAUAGUCACUUACACCACCGUGUCAGCCUCCCUGCUGGCCCUGCUGCUCACUUUCAUCCUGCUGGCCAUCCUACGUAAGCUGCGCUCCAACCUCCACAGCAUCCACAAGAACCUCGUGGCUGCGCUCUUCUUCUCCGAGCUUGUCUUCCUCAUCGGAAUCAACCAGACUGACAAUCAGUUUGUUUGUACCGUGAUCGCCAUCCUGCUACACUUCUUCUACAUGUGCACGUUUGCCUGGAUGUUUGUGGAGGGACUGCACAUCUACCGCAUGCUGACGGAGGUCCGCGACAUCAACCACGGGCACAUGCGCUUCUAUUAUGCCAUUGGCUGGGGCAUCCCCGCUAUCAUUACAGGUUUGGCUGUGGGGUUGGAUCCUCAGGGCUAUGGCAACCCAGACUUCUGUUGGCUCUCUGUUCACGACACCCUUAUCUGGAGUUUCGCAGGGCCUAUCUGUAUCGUGGUCCUGGUCAACAUUGUGAUCUUUAUGCUGGCUGCAAAGGCAUCUUGUGGUCAGAGACAUCGGUCGUUUGAGAAGUCUGGAGCCAUUCCGGCGCUGCGUGUGGCCUUCCUUCUCCUGAUACUCAUCAGUGCCACAUGGCUCCUGGGCCUGAUGGCUGUCAACAGUGAUGUCAUGACCUUUCAUUACCUAUUUGCCGUCUUCAGCUGUCUACAGGGAAUAUUCAUUUUCUUCUGCCACUGCGUAUUCAACAAAGAAGUGAGGAAAAAUCUGAAGCACGUUUUCACAGGAAAGAAGCACUUACCCGACGAAUCUAGUGCCACACGUGCAUCUCUCUUAACUCGUUCUCUAAACUGUAACAACACCUACAUAGAAGACGAUACCCUGUUUCGGUCAGCCGUUGGGGAAUCCACUGUGUCUCUGGAGAGUACUGUCAGGUCAGGCCAGAGCCACAGAGGCUACCUUGCGUAUGUGCUCAGAGAUGAUUCUGGUCAGAAGCCGAGUGUCUCCUCUGGAACGGCUAAAGCGGGACGCACAGACGUUGAUGCCCCCCUAUUCCACCGAAACGGCACAAAGGCAGAUGACUCAGACUCAGAUAGUGAACUCUCCGUGGAUGAGCACAGUAGCUCUUACGCCUCCUCCCACUCGUCAGACAGUGAGGACGAUGAAGUCGACAUGAAGCCUAAGUGGAACAAUGAGAGGCAGCCUCAGCACAGCACACCUAAAGUGGACACAGUGUCCAAUCACGUUAAGCCUUACUGGCCAACAGAGGCCACCACAGCCAGUGACAGUGAAGACGCAGGCGGGACAGACAGGCUGCGGGUGGAGACUAAAGUGAAUGUAGAGCUGCAUAAGGAGAAUAAACUGAACCACACAGGAGACCCAGCACAAGACAAAGACCCCCCCACCAGAGAGAACACGCCAUCCAGCCAGCCCAACAGCAAUCAUCAGCCAGAGCAGCGGAAGGGGAUUCUGAAGAACAAGAUCACUUAUCCCCCUCCACUCACGGAUAAGAACAUGAAGAACCGGCUGAGGGAGAAGCUGUCUGAUUACAACCCUCCCUCAAUCUCCUCCAGAACACCUUCAGUGGGGUCCAAUGAGGCGAUGCGACCUGUUACCGGCAGCAACAGCACCAUAAUCAAGCCCCCCCAGCGACAGGUCACACCCGCCAAAGAACAGCAGAACGGCAUCGUGAUGAAUCUACGGACAGGGACCGUUAAUGGUGGCAAUGAAUCAGACUCAGCCGGCAGUAAUGAAACCUCAAUCUGACCCAGCAGGGAACCCCAGGAAAUCCUGCCCCUGUGAGGGGACCAUAAGAGCAUGUACCCUGGAAGAAAGGAGAGAGCAGAGGGGACAAGCGACAGUUAUGCAGGGAACGAUGGAGUGGUCCAGUGGACCAUCCAGUACCCUUCACUUUUACCCUCAUACUCCUUCACUCCUAAGUUGGAGAACAGUAUUACUGCAGACAUUUGCCUACUAGACAGAAAAAUAUGUGGAAAGAUAAAGGGAAUGUAUUGGACUAAUUGUGGGGCUCUGACAGGAUAUUGAGCCUGUGCCAAAACCACUAGAGGGGGUGGAAACGACGUCCCCCAGAAGGUCAUCUUGUGUGCCCAGACUGCGGGAUGAUGGGGAAAAGCAAUCUCAAAGAAGAUUUGUUUAUGGAUGUACUACCAUUGACACUUAAGGCUUAUCUGAGCUGACAGAAUGUGAGAGUUUCUUCAUUAUCACAUACAUGUAUAUCCAGAACUGUUCAAAAGCAAGAAGUCUGUUUACUCCGUGUACAUAUGAACUGAACAUACUUAAGAAGUUCCUUGCCUUUUUAGUCUCCUCACAGCAGCCUUACGGGCCAACGUCAUCAUGAGUAUAAUUACAGUGUAGAUAUUUCUGAAAUUGUCUCUUUGGUAUGUGAAAACUCUCUUGGUUGGGAGAGUAUUGAGCCACAGAUCUAUACUGAAGUGAGGUUUUUAAUAAGUCACAUUACGAGAUAUUCUGAUCUCUGGUUAAAUCAAAAUGCUGUAAUUUUAUACUUGAUUACAGAGUUGUCUUUCUGGUUCACAUAGUGCCUCCAAGUCCCACAAUGAAUGCUUAUGACAAAGCUCAACUGCACAUUUGUGUGAGAUUCAGUAAUGCUUUGAUACAGCCAUGCAACAAAAAGUAUAUGCAAUAAAUUGACAUGAUCCACUUCUGCGUAACUAAAAUGAAUGUAUAUGUGGUACACAUAUUCACUCCUUAAAUGUCUGUUCAUAGAAUACCAACAGCCUAUAAAUACAUGUCCUGAAGUCCUGCAGCAAACAGGAUUCAGUCUUUCUCUGUCUUUUUAUCAAAAACUUUUUUUUAUAAAAAAGACACUGGAAUUGUUGUAACAUAUGUAUAUUUAUUUUUAUGACUGACACACUGGAUAUUGAUUGAAAGUUAAAAAUUAAAAACAC
Molecule: messenger RNA, 10232 nt
Organism: Chanos chanos (milkfish)
Lineage: Eukaryota; Metazoa; Chordata; Actinopteri; Gonorynchiformes; Chanidae
Gene: celsr1a
Product: cadherin EGF LAG seven-pass G-type receptor 1a
Exons: 35
Coding region: 1-9072 (3023 amino acids)
Biological process (GO): homophilic cell-cell adhesion; cell surface receptor signaling pathway; G protein-coupled receptor signaling pathway
Cellular component (GO): plasma membrane
Molecular function (GO): G protein-coupled receptor activity; calcium ion binding
Source: RefSeq, a predicted model, not a curated record